Molecule: messenger RNA, 645 nt
Organism: Bombina bombina (fire-bellied toad)
Lineage: Eukaryota; Metazoa; Chordata; Amphibia; Anura; Bombinatoridae
Product: C-C motif chemokine 22-like
Exons: 3
Coding region: 109-402 (97 amino acids)
Biological process (GO): chemokine-mediated signaling pathway; positive regulation of GTPase activity; cellular response to interleukin-1
Cellular component (GO): extracellular region
Molecular function (GO): CCR chemokine receptor binding; chemokine activity
Source: RefSeq, a predicted model, not a curated record
CCCCCCCCCUCCUCAGCUAAGAGAUCAAAAUAUAAGCGAUCCUCUCCAAGAAAAUCAUUAGAGCUCCAGUCUGUAUCUAAGCCAGACGAUCCCAACACACCAAGGAAGAUGUGGAAACUGAGCGUGUUGCUAAUUCUUGUAGCCGUAGAGGUCACCUGGGCAGGGCCUGGAGCACUGGAUAAGAUGGACACCUGCUGCUUCUCGUUUGCUGCAAACCCUGUUAACCACAAAAAAAUACAGAGCUUCUACAGGACACCUAGUUCCUGCCGAAGACCAGGAGUAGUGUUCAAGACUCUUGCAAACUUCUCAUUUUGUAUGGAUCCCUCCAAAAAAAACACAAAGCGCGUGAUACAAAUACUGCAACACAGACAAAAGGCAGCAGAAAUGCUGAAGCGCUUGUGAACGUCAAGCUAUUUUGUGUCUGUUCACCUGGGGGUGCAUUCACAUGGACGCAUUUUGCACCUAAAAUGUUAUCUUGGAUGUUUUGGGUUUGGAGGAUGAACAUGGUACUUUACUAUUUUAAUGUAUACAAAUGUAUUGCUUUUAUUCGUUAUACAUGAGUCAUGCCCUGAAUCUUUUGGGUUAAAGUUUUAUGUGUUAUUCGUAUACAGUUACAAAUAAAUACAUAGAUUAUAUCUUGCAGAA